This is a messenger RNA of Salvia hispanica, 2461 nucleotides long. RefSeq lists its product as uncharacterized. Lineage: Eukaryota; Viridiplantae; Streptophyta; Magnoliopsida; Lamiales; Lamiaceae. The record is from RefSeq and is a predicted model, not a curated record.
UGUAGUGAUAAUUUUGUGGAGAGUAGAAAACAAUGAGGAAAGCGAGUCUAUUUAGCUAUAUGCUCGAUGUGUUCAAGGGCAUUUGGGAGAGAUGGGAUUUGAGAGGCCUGAUGCUCCUCUCUCUCUUGCUUCAAAUCCUCCUCCUUGUCCUCUCCCCUCUCCGGAAAUGGCACUCCAAAAACUGGGUCCUCGGCUCCAUCCUCUGCCUAUACCUGGUCGCGGACUGGGCCGCCAACUAUGCCGCGAGCGUGAUCAUCAGCAGCAGCAGCGUCACCACCAAGCACAAACUCCCCCUCGCCCUGUGGUCCGCCUUUCUCCUGGUCCACCUCGGCGGCCCCGACUCCAUCACCGCUUUUGCUUUGCAGGACAACGACUUCUGGCACCGCCACGCGCUCGCCCUCGGCGUCCAGUGCUUCUCCGCCACGUAUGUCUUCUUCCGCACGCUCGCGGAGAACCACCUCUGGCUCCCCACGCUGCUCGUGUUCGCGUGCGGAUUCAUCAAGUACUUGGAGCGGACCCGGUGUUUGUACCUGGCCUGCUUCAACAACCUCCGUGACUCGAUCCGGAGAAGGCCCGACGCCGGGCCCAACUACGCGAAGCUUAUGGGCCUCCACGAUUCGAUGGAGAAGGCCCGCCUCCCCACGAGCUUCCAGAGGAUUGAAGUGCCGCCCAGAGUGCCCUUCCGCGUGGAGCACGACCUUUCCGAAAGGGAGACGUUGCUCUACGCCCACCGCUUCUUCUCCGUCUUCAAGCGCCUCGUGGUCGACCUCAAGUGCAGCCACGUGGAGCGACGCCUAAGCCGCAACUUCUUCCGCAGGAGGACCGCGGAGGAGGCGUUCCGGAUCAUAGCGCUGGAGCUGAACUUCAUGUACGAGAUGCUCUUCACCAAGGCCAACCUGGUGAACAAGCGCCUCCUGCGCCUCCUCACCACUUCUCUGGUUGCAGCGGCGCUGGGGCUCUUCUACUUGGAGGAGAAGAGGUUCGGGGGAUCGGAUGUCGCCAUCACGUACGCAUUGCUUGCAGGGGCGAUUGCGAUGGAUGCCACCUACUGGUACUCUGCUUUCAGUUUCGGGGCGCCCGGGCCCCUUUUACUCCCACGUGACUCCAAGCCACAUGGGAGGCUGAAGAUGUUCUACGAGGGGUGGUCGGAGACAGUGUCGACUCACAACUUGAUCGACUACUGCCUCGACCUCCCCAAAGCGGAGACGCAGAGAAUCAUGGAGUGGUUCGGGGUAAGUAGCUAUUUUGAAGGGCUGUGGUAUGUGAAGCCUCAUAAAUUCACCCCCAUGCUCAAGGACCACAUCUUCACCGAGGUGAAGAAGAGGUCUGAGUUAGCAGGAGGUCAUGGAAUUCUCCAUGACACGGUGAUCACAGCGAGGGGCAGCUUCGCCCUCCGCUCCUCGUCUAUGGAUGAUUCUAGCAACCCUCUACUUCGAUACGUUGACGAGAUGGACUACGAUCAGAGCCUCCUCUCGUGGCAUAUCGCCACCGAUAUUUUGUUCUCCAGGGAUGAGAAAAUGAAGGGAUGCAAAACCGGAAGUUUGUCGUCCAAGGAUGACCAAAAGGAGGAAUAUCACGGUGGCGAUCAUGACUUGAGCUUAAAUCAACAAAGACUUGUCUCCAAACUUCUCUCCGAAUACAUGAUGUAUCUAGUCGCGAUGCAGCCUGCGAUCAUGUACGGCUUCACGGAUAUGGGCCAGACUCGACUCCUUGAUACUCGUGCUGAGGUCAUGGUCGCCGCAGGUACGGUGAGGGAGAAUCUCAACACAAUCACAGUCAUCAGAUACGCUCUUGUAAAUUGCUGUGAAUAUCUACUAACUCCCAUCAUACUUGCUGCACUAAACCUACGAGUACUAAUCUUUCGUGCUGGUCGCUACAGAACCGUCCAGUCCGCUUUUGUAGUUUGCUGCAUAUUUCUCUUGUUACUUAUAAUCGGACUACUUUCCCCCAUCACAUAUUUCGUCCUCUCCCUAUUUGUGGUCGUGCUUCUACCUCUGCUCCCGCGUGAUCGACUAGGGGAGAUUGAGACACGCUUAUGCUCGAGUGACCGACAAAGGGCUGACGAACGAUCCCGUGUUAUAGAUUCCAUCUAUCACAUUAACACAUCUAUACCGCCAUUCAGCAUAAAGGGAGAUCAGAGCCAAUCAGUACUAUUCGACGGCUGCCAGCUAGCCAAAGAGCUCGAUCGCCUUAAGGGCCAGAAAUGGGAAAUAAUGAGCAGAGUUUGGGUCGAGAUGCUGACGUACGCGGCUGUCCGUUGCCGGCCUCAGCCUCUUGCGGAGCGGCUCAGCAAAGGAGGGGAGCUUAUAAGCUUUGUUUGGUUGCUCAUGGCUCAUUUUGGCUUGAUGGAUCAGUUUGAAGGUAAAGAGAGGGAAUUUAUUACCAAAAUCAUUGUGGAGAAGUAGCAACUUACCUAGCCUCAUCAAUAAAAAUUAAAAGGUUUGUGUCACAUAAUUUUACA